ACAUGCUUUUCAAUUUCACUUCAAUACAAAGAGAGAUUCUAGUUGUGUUUUGUGGCUCUUAUUCAAGCUCCAACAGUUGAGGAGCACACACACAUACACAUACACAACAUAUAUAGCUAUAUAUAUAGCAUAUGUUUAUAUUCUCAAAUUAAAUUUCUGUCCAUAUAUUUAUUACAAGGAAUAUUACAUAUAUUAGAAGUUUGUAAUAGAAAAUAUAUAUAUUUAGAAAAAUUAUAUUAAAUGGAGACUAAGAUUAGUACUUCAGAAUUGGUUCCAUUUAUAAUUAUGGUGAUUAUGGAAGGGUGCACAAUAGCACUAACUAUAUUUGCAAAAACUUCAAUAACCAAUGGAAUGAGUCCAUUUGUGUUCAUUGUUUAUACUAAUGCUUUGGCUACUAUAAUUUUGUUUCCUUCUUCCUUUUUAUUAAACCACCAAAACCUAAACAGAAAGGAGAAGCCACUUUUUACUUUCUCUUUGUUUAUGAGAUUCUUGCUACUUGGUUUUACUGGAAUAACAAUGACUCAAACACUUUUAUUUUUGGGUCUAAGUUAUAGUUCUCCAAUACUUGUAUGUGCCAUGAGCCACUUGAUCCCAACUUUUAAUUUUCUCCUUAACAUCAUUCACAGGAAAGUAGAGUUGAAUUUGAAAAACUCUAGUAUCCAAGUACAAAUGAUUGGUAUAAUGGUAUCAAUAUUUGGAGCAAUAAUAGCUGAAUUUUUCAAAGGACCACUUAUAAGACCUUCUUCUCAUCACCUUAAACACACUAAGCAACUUUUUAUCUUUUCCUCAACACCUGAAUUUUGGGUUUUUGGUGGCAUUUUACUUGCUGCUGCUUCUUUUUCAGUUUCAAUUGCCAACUUUAUUCAGAAAGAAACUGUUAAGCAAUAUCCAGAACCAAUGAAGAUGGUUUCUUAUUACACCUUGCUUGGUAUGAUACUUAGUGCAAUAGUCUCAUGCAUAUUUGAGAGUGAUGUAAAUGCUUGGAAGCUAAAGCAUAACAUGGAGCUCAUUCUCAUUGUUUUAACGGCGAUAUUUGGGGGUGUGAUUCGUCCGAAUGUUCAAGUUUGGUUGAGUAGAAUGAAGGGUCCACUUUAUGUGCCACAGUUCAAGCCCUUUGGUAUUGCUUUUGCCACCACUUUUGGAGUUUGCUUUUUUCCUAACAGCCUUCAUUAUGGAAGUGUGAUAGGAGCAAGUGUAAUUGGAAUGGGUUAUUAUACAAUAUUGUAUGGAGAAUUCAAAGGAGAUGAAGAUGAGAAAAACUAUGAUGAAAGCUCAGAUUCUUUGGACAAGAAGAUUCCUCUUUUGCAAGAAAAGAUGGAAGAGGUGUAAAUAAAUAAAUAAAUAAAUUUAAAAAAUUCAAAGUUGACCUCUAUUCUCCUGUACAAAUACAAUAGAAGCUGCAUAUAUCAUUUCAAACUUUAUUUUUUGUGGUGAAAAUAUCAUUUCAGACUGAUUGUGAUUUGUUGCAAA
This is a messenger RNA of Trifolium pratense (red clover), 1470 nucleotides long. Its product is annotated as WAT1-related protein At1g70260-like. Lineage: Eukaryota; Viridiplantae; Streptophyta; Magnoliopsida; Fabales; Fabaceae. Gene Ontology annotation, cellular component: plasma membrane. The record is from RefSeq and is a predicted model, not a curated record. Gene Ontology annotation, molecular function: transmembrane transporter activity. The transcript has 7 exons. The coding region runs from base 241 to 1329 and encodes 362 amino acids.